Molecule: messenger RNA, 1267 nt
Organism: Manis javanica (Malayan pangolin)
Lineage: Eukaryota; Metazoa; Chordata; Mammalia; Pholidota; Manidae
Source: RefSeq, a predicted model, not a curated record
CAUCUUCUGUGUUCCCCACCUCCCAGGUACCUGUAACCAUGAGGUCCCUGCAGCUGCUCAGAAUCUCCUUCCUGUGCGGCCUGCUGUGGGUCUGUUGUGCCCCAAGGGCCAGGGCUGAGGAGCCCGGGGCCAGCGCCCCUCCUGGCAGCGUGGGCCUCGAUAAGAACACGGUGCACGACCACGAGCAUAUUAUGGAACAUCUAGAAGGCGUCAUCAACAAACCAGAGGCGGAGAUGUCCCCACAAGAACUGCAGCUCCAUUAUUUCAAAAUGCAUGAUUAUGACGGCAAUAAUUUGCUUGACGGCCUAGAACUCUCCACAGCCAUCACUCAUGUCCAUAAGGAGGACGGGAAUGAACAGGCACCACCAAUGAGUGAAGCUGAACUGAUUAACUUAAUAGAUGGUGUUUUAAGAGACGAUGACAAGAACAAUGAUGGAUACAUCGACUAUGCUGAGUUUGCAAAGUCCCUGCAGUAGACAUUAUUUGGCCAUGUCCUAGGUAUAUGCAAAUGUGACCUGUUAUAAUGUGACUGAAUGCUUUCGGUAAUGCAAAAUAACUCAUUUCUAACUACUGCUAUAGUCUUUUGAUUAAAACCUAUAGCAGUUUGUUACACUGGGGUGAGAAAAGGAAAUGAAGAGAAAUAGAAGAGAAACGGGACAUAUUGUAGUCUCCAAGUGCUGUUGAAUCUCUUACUGGAUGAGGGCCUGAUUAAACAGUCCUUUUGAGAAUACUAGAUAAUUGGAGCUGCGUGCUCAGGAAUCACACUGUAGAACACUGCUGGUCUUUUGGUUUUAAUCCACACUGUCAGAAAAGUAAGAUAAGCUUUGCCAAGUGAACACACUUUUCAGUAACAGUGAAGGAAUGGAAUGAAUACCAGAUGUUUUCCCUGGUGGAUCCUACCUCUUCAGGUAAGUGGGGUCAGUAUUCUAGAAAGUUCCCCUGGGCUAAAUAAGCACUUGCUCUGGGCAAGUGAGUAUUAGGCUAUUUCAAAGCCACAGCAUAAGAAGAAUCUCACAUAUUAAGUCUAGCUAAUCACAGAGUAUAAGAAUAUUCGCUUACCUUCUGGGGCUUGGAAAUGAUACACCACUGAAAACCUUUAAAGGUUUUCAAUAUUUUAUAAAACUACUACCAUAUCUUAUACUUUAUUUCAUUGAUUUCUUCAAUCUAGGGGAGACCUUGAAUUUAAAGGUGUUCUUUAUUCUAAUCACUAGCAAAUGUUUUAGAUUUCUUAAUAUUUGUAUUUAACUCUUGUUUUUAGGGUUUCAUU